AUGUACAUUCUUUACGAUAAGAAUAACCCCUUAGAUCAUAUUUCACACAUUCAGAUGCCUCCCGUUUCAGCUCAAGAAACCGCCUCCAUGUCUCUCAGAUUUAACAACUUCACUGACGGUGAGACGGUUCACCAGCGCUGUGUAAUCAUCAAAGGAACCUACACGCCGGGCUCUAACGUUUGCGAUGACUUUGCAACAGUCGAGGCUAACGACAGCACAAACACGACUUUCCCAACCCAAACCUGGCCCAUCGCAGAUAACAGGAUCAAAAUCAUCGCCCUACUCUCCCCAGGCCUCAACACACUCACCAUCACCCGCACAUCCGGCACUCAAACCAUCACCAACGAGCUCAACCUAACAUACAUCCCCCUCCUCCAAUUACCCCCUCUCCACCUCGCCGUAAUGGUCGCAAAGGACUCCCCUCUCCUCAUCGACUGCCCGCCUCUCAAACACGGCGCCACUUCUACAGCUCACUCUUCUCUCGAUGCUGCCAUCGCCAAGCUCCGCAUGUCUGCGUACAUGUGGCAAGCCCUCACCGCCGAAGACAUGCGACUCAAGGGUCUCGGCCGUCGCUCCUUUAGGCUGGAGGAGGAAUGGGCUGCCGACACGACUAGCCGCGAGUUUCUGAACGGGCUGCACGAAGAUGCUCUCUUUGACAGUGGUGCCAUGCGCUCUACUGCCAAAGUCCAUAUUGUUCGAUCGGAGAGGACGACGGCAGAGAUCCGUGACGCGGAGGUUGCACAACAGAACGAGACCGCAAAGUCAAGAGAUGGAUUGUUUGACUACUUUUUGGAUGCCCUUGCGGCCCAGGGUUCGCCUUUCGAGGCUUCGGCGCAUCCAGUUGUCGCGGGUAUGAUUCUUGAUUCGCACUUUUCUGUGAGCAAGAAACUCAUCCUCGGCCACGCCGCACUGGGAUGUCAUAACCCGACUGGUGUGUCCCUCGGCAUGAUGGGCAGUCACCUGACGUACUCGUGGCCUCGGUUCCUAGAGGAAGUCUCGGACUGUCUUCUCGACACUCGCGCCCCAGGACAGACAGUCGGCGACGACAACGGAGAGUGCGGGACGUUCUGGGAGGCUUGUUCGAUUGGGCAGGGCGCGUUCUUGCACGAGGUCGGACAUGCUUUUGGGGCUCCGCAUACGACUGGUAUCAUGGCGCGCGGGUACUCUGGCCACUGGCCCCGAAACUUCCUUGUCAAGACGGCGUACUCUCAGAAGGUCAACAAGGAAGGUUUUGUCGUGGUUGAUGGGCAGACGGAGAACGAUGCUAGGUGGGAUCUGCGGGAUGCCCUGUCCUUCCGGUCCCUCAACCACUUCUGGCUACCCGGCGAUACCAGACUGUCAGCGGUGCAGCGAUCGAGCGCCCCGACUGUCUCACUCAUCAACAUUGAGACUGAUGAUGUCGGAGUUGAGAUUGCUUGCGCAGCCAACCUCGCUCGCAUGGAGUUCAACGACAAAUCUGAACUCCUUCCAUCCAUGGAUUGCCCGGCCUGGAAAGUGUCUUACACUCUCAAGGAACUCGAAGCCCGCUUCUCCCGCGACGAGAACCUGAAGCUCUACGUGCUCGGUAUGAACGGCAAGACCAAGACGGUGCGCGAUCUCUGGCGUCUCUUCUCAUCGACCACGUACGUCCGCAUUCCCGGGUCGGACGUCCUUCUGCGCAAGCGAUCCGUCGUGACGAAGGACCUCGAGGAGUCGGCCGAUGAUGGCGAGGGAGAAAAGUUCUGGUCGUGGGCGACGCUGCUUACACGCCGGAAGAGCGAUGGGUCUGUUGUGCGGGCGAACUCGGUGGAUGUGCGGACUGGAUGUAUCCUUGACGGCGCGUAUGUGCAUUUCCCUGACGGCGAUCGUGUGAACUGUGGUCCUCGGAUCAAUAAGUGGGGUGGUGGUGAGCAUACGUUUGGCGGUCAUGCCUCUGAGGAGGUUAAGAUCCCCAAGGGUGCAGAGAUUGUCAAGAUUGAGGUGUCUAGGGAGGAGGAUACCCUUCGCGGUAUGAGGAUUCAUCUGAGUAAUGGCUCGUCUGGCGGUGCUUUGACGGGAUAUGGGGAUAUUCCCGAGACCUCGACUCUUGAGGCGCAAGCAGACGAGUGUAUUGUCGGAUUCUAUGGCCGCAGCUGGUGGGGUAGCAACUUUGAUGGCUUGGUUGAGUUUGGUAUCAUUACCGCUCCCAAAGACUUUGAGUUGCCGGACGUUGUGUACGGAAUGAUGGAGCUUCAGAACACAGAAGGAGGUCUCGAGCGUGAGGCAGAUUUUGAAAAUGGGGAUGAGGAAAUGGACGACGAGGAGUAG
Colletotrichum abscissum is the source of this 2286-nucleotide messenger RNA. Its product is annotated as metallopeptidase. The coding region runs from base 1 to 2286 and encodes 761 amino acids. Lineage: Eukaryota; Fungi; Ascomycota; Sordariomycetes; Glomerellales; Glomerellaceae. The transcript is spliced from 4 exons. Gene Ontology annotation, cellular component: cytoplasm. The record is from RefSeq and is a predicted model, not a curated record.